Molecule: messenger RNA, 8018 nt
Organism: Ceutorhynchus assimilis (cabbage seed weevil)
Lineage: Eukaryota; Metazoa; Arthropoda; Insecta; Coleoptera; Curculionidae
Source: the annotation of a GenBank genome assembly
CUCUCGCGUCAUGUAGGUAUUCAGUCUGGGGGUCUACCAAUGAAAUCUUUUCUUUCCUUGCACUGUGACGUGACGUCAUAUAAUGUAAUGUCUUUAGUCUUUUCAUUUUAGAGGGUUUUGUUAACAUUUUGUUCAUUUUUGAAUUAAUUGAAGCCAAAUUACUGUAACUAAAAUUAAUUAAUAAUGUAAAACUCAUAUGAAAUAAAUGUAUUUUGUUCCACGCCUUCUUCGCUUAUUCUUUAUCUUAGAAUAUUCAAAAUCCAUACAUCUCUAGCUAGUCUCUACUCUGAAAAUGAAGUUAGUCUGACAUUUCCUGCAGAAAUUGGGUUGUAAGGAGAUAAUAGACUGAAUUAACUUGGAUCUACUAAAAUUCAGGGACGUUACUAUGGCUAAAAGUAGCAGACCUAGAAAAAAAAUGGAUGCAUAUUUCAAAAACCUGGAAAAAAACACCCACUGCCUCAACCACAACAAAAAGGGCUUCUCCCACACCAAAACUCAAGACUGGAACAUUUUUAGGGAAUUUGCUGAAGAAGUAUAUGAAGAAAAAAAGCAAGACAACCUACCUGCAAAAAAAUCCAUUCCUGCUGCACAGUUACUACCUAGAAAAGAUGUUCACUUAGAAAAAAAAGACGAAAAAGAACAAGACAAUAUAUUGCCAAAAAAACCCAUUCCUGCUGCACAGUUACUACCUAGAAAAGAUGUAUCACUAUACGGAAGAAUUCCAGCAAUGGAACAAAGGGUCUAUAGUAAAUGUAACAAUUGCUGCCGUGUGUUUAAUCCUAAAGACAUUUCAUCUCACCGGACUUGUUCAAAAAUGCAAAACCCGUAUUCUAGUUUGCUACUUAAAAAGAAAGUUAAAAGUAGAAAUGGGAGCAAUAAUGGUAAAAAGGUGAAUUCCAAUGGUAAUUCAAGUUCAACGAAUAUUGUCAGUCCUUUGGGUAUAUCUACUCCUUCUUUGCUAGAUCCAACGAAAGAAUUUGAAUUUAAGAAACCAUAUACGCCACCCCCUAUAAAAGCAUCAAUAGCCACUACAGAUGAUUCUGUUAUUAUCGAUAAGGGAGCUCCGGCAUCACCCCAAUUGAAAGUAUCUGUAACAAAAAUAUCAACACCAGUAACAAUAUCGAGUAUACCAACUUUAUCUACCUCCAGUAAUAAAUCUGAUAGUAAAACAUCCUCUAAAGCGACCGCAAGUGUUCAUCAUAGUCAAAGAAGUUCAGGAGGACGUCACGGCUCUAAGUCGUCAUCUGUACAUAGCCAAGGGAAUCCCUCCUCCUCUUCUGGCCAUCAUGCUUCUAGAAAUUCUUCAUCCAGUCAUCAUAGUCCCAAAAAUCAGUCGUCGUCGUCAAGCCAUCAUCGGUCAAGGAGUCCCUCCAGAGUGCAUCAUACUACAAAAACAACAGUGAAGAGUAGUAGCAGUCAUCAUGGAAAUAGUCACCAUAGUAGUAGUCAUCAUUCCUCCAAAUCUACUUCAUCCAAAGACACGCCAAUGGACACACUGCCUGCCAGCUCAUCCAUUUCACACCAUCAUCAUUCCACUUUAAGCCACAGUUCCAGUAGUAAUAGUAAUAGCAGACAUAAGAAAUCUUCUUCUAGCUCUUCAUCUUCAAAGAGAAGUAGCAGCGGAAGUGGAAGCAGCAGCAACAGCUCUUCAAAAACGUCUCCAAAAAAUUACGACCCCGAUAUUCAUUGCGGAGUCGUCGAAGGAGAUAGAGGGCCUUGUAUGAGAUCUAUUACUUGUUCAAAUCAUAGACUCAAUUUGCGAAAGCAAGUAUUAGGACGCAGCAAAGAUAUCCAUCAAUUAAUAGCAGAAAGAAAGGCCGCAAAAGAGAACGAUUUAAAGCACAGGACCACAUCCCGUUCCUAUACGUCCCCAAACGGGGAAGCAAAAGAAAUACUAAGUCAAAAUACCUCCUACGUUCCUGUUGCGGCCAAAGUUGCAAGCACAAACACUAAUUUGGUGGUUACUAAUUCGUUUGUGCCUAUUUUAGCGAAAAUGUCAUCUGGACAGACUAGAUUUUCUACUGUUUCAAUUCUUACAAAGAAAGUUGGAGGAACCCAAAAGUAUAUGUUACGUACCAAAACCGUGGAAAAUACUGAAGUUGGCGCUGUCAGAACAGUUCCUGUUGUAAUUAUGCCGGUUACUCCUGUAUCAUCUGUAGUGGGUUCUGUCCAGCUUGUCAAGAUUGGCAAUAACCUAAUAUCCUUAGUAUCGCCUCAGUCUGCUCCAGCUUCACCAGCCAGACGACAAAUUAUAAUACCUGUCCAAAAUCAAAAUUCCUGUUUGAAGAUGUACAAGACUCAUCCAAAACCAGUAGGCCACCCAAAUUUCGGUACCAGAAAAUUAGGGGGUGCUUUAUUAUUAGCCAAUCCACUUGCAGAUGAUCAAAGGAACGACUUGGUAUCAACUAUAGACUUUCAACUAGAUACUGUUAAUACUGAAAGAGGAUUAUCAGGACUAAAUCAUACCAACAGCCCAAAUCGAAAAGGCGGAAUGAAACGACCUGCUACCGACAUACUUGCUACUAGCGACAGCAAAAGACAUACGGAUAUAAAUGGAUUUAUGCUGCAUGCUGACAUAAGCGAAUCAGCUGAAGCGCCCCAACUUCAAGGAGAAACAACUGUCAAAACCCAACACGAAUUGAUUAUUAGUCUAAUUGACAAACAUAAAUUUUAGUUAUUAUCAUUUUUUUCUGAAUCCACCCUUUCUCGGCCAAUUGACAUGGAGUGUAAAUUAGUUUGGAAGUUAAUGUAGCAACCAACAAUCCAGGGUAAUGUUCCAAUUUAUUAAAUUCGAAUUUUUAACAAAAUUGUUGAUAUCAUAAGAUAUAAAAGCAUACUUAAGCUGCUCUGAAAUACAGGGUGUCCCAGCUGAGAGUGACCCCUUUUAAAUGCUUAUAACUGUUAAACCAGGUGUGCUAGCUACCUGCGGUUUGCGCCAUUCGACUUCUCUUGGCCUAAAGUUUUUUUCAGUUGGUUGCAAAUUUUUUUGAUAUUUAUUAAGAGCCAGUGAAAAAAAAUCCGUUUUUCAACAUCGAAAUUCUCCUGUAUUUUUAAUGGAACACCCUGUAUAUCACAACGUCAAAAAAAAAGAGUAAUGUUCAAGGUAUCCAUGUACUAAUAAACAUCAUCCUUGAAACUUAAAGUUUUAGCCGUAAAAAAUGUUCGAAAAUGUCUUUUAUCCACAAUUAAGACGGGAGGGUAGGUUGAUCUUGGACGAUAUCUAUUUCCAGCAGGAUGGUGUCCCAGCUAAUUAUUCUUUAAUAGCAACGGAAUCAUAAGGUAUGAUAUUUGGGAAAAGAUGGAUAGGAAGAGCUGGUCCUAAAGAAUGGACGCCGCUUUACUCUUCUGACUUGAAAGUUCCAGACUUUUUUCUCUGGAAUUAUAUCAAGGAGAAAUCCUGUAAGUGAAAUUUGUGUGGAUAUAUUAUCUCGAGCUCUAAGAAUGUUUUACCUUUUUCGAGUUAUUUUUUCCCAGUCCAUUGAUUUCAUUAAAAUGGUCAUCCAAUUCAUUUAUUUGUAUCAUGACUUUCUCUAAAUAUGCCUCCAGAUCGGAUCUUUGUUCGUAACACGUGGCGCAUUACUAGGACUCUGAAAUAAAAAGAAUUAGGCAGCUAAGUACCAGAUAUUUAUGUUCUCCAUGACCAGCCAUCGGGUACUCUUCUUCUUCUUCUUCUUUCAAUGCGUAUCCACUAAUGGAUAUUUGCGAUAACAUAACACUCCUUGCGGUGUGUAUUAACAACUGCACAUCAUGUAACCCUGUCCACUGUCUGAUAUUUCGCAGCCAAGACAUUUUUUUUCUUCCGAUACCUCUCCGGCCUUCGAUCUUGCCUUCGAUCAACAGGUGCAAGAAUUGGUAUUUCGUGUUUCGCAUUAUAUGUCCCAGAUAUGCCGUUUUUCUUUUUUUGGCCAAUUCAAACAGUUCACGUUGUUUGUUGACACGUCUUAGGACUUCUUCGUUUGUUAGUCAAGCCGUCCAAGGUAUCUUAAAGAUUCUACGAUACAGCCACAUUUCGAAAGCCUCUAAUUUAUUAAUUGCAGAAUAUUCUUUAAGCACAUUCGUUUAAAUUGAUCCAUUUUCUUGGUGACUAGGAGCUUGGCUUUGUCACUGGCAACCUGCAGUUUUCCUCUAGUUUCUUCGGAUAAAUUUGGAGUUUUUGGAAAAGUAUCCGCGCUUUUUUCAUCGACAUUAGUCAGUCGCAUUUUUCCUGUGCAAGUUUUAGCAAGUGGUGUCUAUCAUUUCCGACUGUAAAAUAGGUAGCGUUACUUAUAUAAUUACCAUUUUAAAAAUUUGGGGUUCAUACACAUGAGAGACAUACAAAAUUAUGUAAAUUUCGUAAUAACAUAUAAGUACAGCAUUUUUUAUAGUUUUAUGCGGUUUUUAUAAAGUUUUUAGUGCGCAAACAUAAUUUCCAAGCUUUGUUGAUAUGCUAAUAAAAAUACCAGAAUUUCGAUUUUGAUUUUUUAUGGCUAAAACUUCAAGUUUAACAGACAAUGUUUAUUGGUACAUGGAUACCUUGAACAUAAAUCUUUUUUUUGACGUUGUGAUAUACCGGGUAUUCCAUUGAAAAUAGUGGUUAAUUUCAAUGUCGAAAUACGGAUUUUUUUUUACUCGCCCUGUAUAAGUAGCAGAAAAAUUUGCAACCUACUAAAAAAUACUUUAGGUCAAGAAAAAUCUAUGGUGCAAACCGCAGGUAGCUAGCACACCUGAUUUAAAAGUUAUAAGUAUUUAAAAUGAGUCACUUUCGACUGGGACACCCUGUAUAUUGUUACAAUAAUAAUGAUAAUAUAUAAGUGUAGUGCUUUCACAUCAAAGUAGCAUGUGGCGUGCCACUACUAAGAAACAGCAGAAUAUAAAACAAGUCCUACAAUUUGCUAGUUUGUGAGAAGUGUCCAAGCCGCCCCGCAUCAAUAAGCUUCUGGAAUGUUUUUUCUUCAAUCCUGUAGGAGUUUUAGAAUUUCUGUAGAUGUAUUUGUAGCUGCUCAUAUACAAUUAACGUGCUAUGUGCAUCAGCAUUAUCUCACACGUACGGAUUCCAGAACUUGUUUUUCCUUCUCCUCCUUGCAAUCAUAGUAAGUAGCAAUCAAUACAGAUAUCUAGGCACCUGUUUCAACAAUUACCAAUAGAUAACUGAUGAUAAAUGGAAUCGCACUUUGCGACUUUGUUAUCAAAGUAAUCAUAAAAGAUGCAAGGACGUGCUUCCUGCUUAAGCAAGUCACACAUCGCAUAAUACUUUGGUGUGAAAGCCCACAGAUUGAUGAAUUGUAGCUAGAAUACUUCCCAACGCUGUAUAUUGUGGGUGUCAUUAGCCGUGGACGGGUUGAAACUGAUUUAGGGCAUUUGUUAUUAUUAUUUUUUUUAGGAUUUUUAUUUUACAUAUUUAUUUUGCCCUUGUCGGAUUUCUGCACUUUACUGUUUUUGGUAUAAUAAUAAUAUUCAGUUUUUUUCCUAUAUUUCUAUUCCAUUCUUUCACAAAGGUUGUUGGUAGGUAAUUUAAUAAAUUUGGCGUGAAUAUUACCGAAAAUAUAUUACACCAAAAAUUGCGAAAAGUUUAAAGCUAUUUUAAUGGUGGAUAAAACAGAAUUUUUACUAUCUGUAUUUACUUUUAUUCUUAUUUGUGAUUGGAUGAAUGGUUUUAUUUUCAAAUCGAGUAUACAGUGCAGAGGUAACAAUGUAUCAUCCAACAAUGUAAUUUUUAACCAAAUUCUGAUUUCGAUUGAGCGCCAUUUUAAACCAAAAUUUUAAAUGUAGUCAAUUUGUUUUCAUUAGAAGUAAAAUAAUACCUAUAUUUUGUAGGGUUUUCUGGUAUUAUUAAAAAAUGCCGGCAAUUCAAAGUAGUUUUUUGGUUGAUAAAUCAACUACAUAUUAGAUUAAUUAAUUAGAUUGUAAUUUUCUUUCACUUUUGUUUAAACUUUAGAUCGCGUCAGUAAAAUUUCAAGCUCUUUUAAAAAUAAAUCAAUGUUGGUAAUUAAUCUUGAUUUUACAAUUUGGUGGGGUUUUAACUCAUAGAGAAAAGAUCUUCAAUAUGAUGAGAUGGUUCUCCAAUACUUUAAUGUCAAAAGGUAGUAUUUUUCACCCGAGUAAGUUCAGAAAAACUGAAUGCCUUUGAAAAUUAGCUGGGAAGGAAACUUGUUUAUGUCCGCACUGUAUGUACAUAUUCAUUUUUUAUUUGGUCACGAAUUAUAGAAAGGACUUUUUUACUUUCUUUUUUUGAAUUCCUGCUCAAAUAAAAACAUAGUUCAAAUACCAAAUAAAUUAUCCAAUUUAAAUUGGAAAGAUGAAUACAUUACCUAACUAGUAUUUCAGGCGUAUUUAUAUCGGUAUCUAUUUUUUUGAUUCUAUAAAUGUAUUUGAAAAAAUAUGAGUAAAAACUAUAAAAGAACCUAGACAUAAAAAUUCUGCUUUUGAUAUGUUGAAGCCCCCAUUUAAUAUUUGCAGAUCAAUGCCUAGAAAGUGCAGUACAAUAUUGGGCAUGUUUCAAAAAAUUUAAAUUAUUUUCUAAGCCAGGUAAACUAAUUAUUGAUAACCUAUGAGAAUUUGAUUUUCAUAUGUGUAUCUGAUAUUUUGAAUAACCUAUUAUAUUUUAAUGUUAAAUAUUUUUAAAGGACACGAAAAUAUACCAUCUCAUAACAUUUGAAUGUGCGGGUAAUUAUUUUAUCUAACAAAAAUAGAUAAAUAUUAGGAAACAUGCUCUUAAAUUUGAUGUACUUGCUAGCUUUAAUCACUAAUAAUGAAGACAUUUAAGUAAUAGCUAGAACAUAGACUGAAAAAAUUAUUUGCCAUAAUCCUUUUAUUGCACUACAUUUUUUUUUAUUUUGUAUUAUGUGUUCUAUCAAUAAUUAAUCAUUUAUGUUUUACCCAAUAAUCCAAACACUUAUGAGUAUUUAUAGUUAUAUUUUUUACUGUUUAUACAAUAAUUUUCUAUUAUUCCGAAUAUUUAAGAACUGUCAUUAUUAUUUAUUUUGCUACUCCAUUGCACUUUAAUUUUUUCUCGGAAUUUCUUGAGAAAUGAUAUUUAUAUUAGGGUUGUUGGAAAAUGAUUUCAAGUCAAAUUUAGUGGAAUUUUCAAAUUUGAUUCUCGUCAAUUCUAUUGGAAAAUAUUAGCUUUGGCCUAAAGAAAUCUUACAGUAAAUAUACAUAAAUCUCCAAUUGUUUAGUUCAAGCAUAUUGGCAAAAUUUCUCUUUGCAUAUGGGCAUAGAAUUAUAAAAAUUCCAGGUAACAAAAUAAAAACAUACUAAUGUACUGUACUGAUUUGAGAUUGACAUAUUGAAGUCACAACUUCCAAUCAGGUAAACAAAUAUUGUUGAACAGUUUUCAGUAGUAAUUGGUGACCCAAAAUUUAAUGUUGUUCAUCCUAGAGCAGAAUUUUAACAUUUAUUUCAUUUGAAUACUAUCAGGAAUUAUUUAGGAUAAAAAUAGUAUUAUUUCUAAUUAACUCUUGAAAUUAAAUGCACAAAUGAUAUUUUCAAGAAAUAGAUGAUUUUUUCUUAGUAUAGGUAUCUGUGUCAAGGCGUAUACAAGAAUUGUCCAAUAUGUAUUCGUUUACCCCUUGAAAUUUAACUUGAAUAUGCUAUAGUUUAUUUUUCCAUAAGUUUGUUCUUGGAAUUGUUUCAUUAAGUUACUUUAGGUAUAUCAAUACUAUGGUGUUUUUUAUAUAAACAUAUAAACCAGGCGAUUUGAAUUGCUUGGCAAUGCACCCAAGUAUUGUUGGUCGCAUAGGCUGUGACAAACUAUUAAUUGAGUACAUUGUUUUAGAUUAUAGGAAUAUAGCUCUCUGUGUUAUAUGUUUAAUAUAUUUAUUUUUUUUCGUAUUCAAUCAACUAUAAUUACUUUUCAUUUGAAUUUUUCAAAAAUAUAAGUGAUACUUGUUAAAUAUCUUAUGUACCUACUUUGUGUAUUAUGUAUUAUGUUUUAGUUCUAGUGCGUUUUUUCUGUUCAACAGAAAAAUGCACUUCACUCAAUUAAUAAUUGAAAAUAUUUGUUUUGAAAUUUUGUAAAUAAAUUUGGUUCACGACUGUAA